AAUCAUCGGACGCCAGCAAAAAAGACAUAGGUUGGAAUUAUGGUACCAAAGGCCCAACAAAAGAUUCAGUCACAUGUAUUUUAGUGUUACUUGUCUUGUCACUUAUGAAUUAUUGAGUCAUUGACUCAUUCAAGUUCUAGACUUUUAGUAUCUACUAUCUACUUUUAAUUUUUGAAUUGAAAUAUUUGCUAAUAUGUUAUUGCUAGUGAGAUUUUGAUUAUUUACAUAUGCAAUUAAAUAUUUUAAUUUUUUGGUAUUUAUUGGAGCCGCACUUCAAAAAGGCGACCGCCUCGCCGCGCCUUAAGGCGAGGCAGGCCCUUGUCGCCUUUUGUCGCCGCGCGCCGUCCAAAACACUGCACAUAAUCCAUUAUUGCCUGCACAUGAAUUGUUCUCAAAUGUAUCAAAUUGAGGUCCUCUCGGGAUGCAUCCUUCAAGAUGACUGCGGGAGAGAUUUAAAACUGCAAAAGAUGUAAGAGAAGCAAGUUGUUGUGGUAUCUCUCCCGAAAUAUUGUUAAAUGAAAGAUCCAAUGAUUUGACUACAGAUAGUUUCCAAGUGAUGGUGGUAUAUGACCUUGCAAUCCAUUAUGAGACAGAUUCAACACCCGAAGCGAAAUGAGAUCUCCCAGAACACUAGGAUGUGUCCUUCAAAUUUGUUGUUUGAGAGAUCGAUAGUGGUGUGCAAAGACAAGAUUCUCACAGUUCAAGCUCCAGCCCCUUCGUUACAACACUUACUGAGUCUUGGUAAUAAUUAUUUAUUUCGGCACUUGGUGCCUUUAUUGUUGGAUCAAUUCUCCUCAUGGCUUUCAAAUUUUGAAAAAGACUUGUUGGUAACUCUGCUGUAAAAGCAUUACAAGAGAGAUCCAUUAUCCGCAACUGAGGAAACAAGUUUUUAAUCCUUGAAGUUCUAAUGGCACCAUGCAAUUUAUUGGAUCUCAAGCUUAAAACUUGUAGCUUUGGAAGAGUUCCCAACCACAAAGGGAAUGUGUCAUUGAGGUGAUUAUUUCCUAAAUCAUGAACUUCCAACUCUUUGCAAUUUGCCAAGGAUCUUGGAAUUUUUCCCUCUACCUUAUUGCCAAAGCUUUUCAGUCCACUUCCAAAUCUGAAAGUAGUUUGGAGAUUCCCAGAAAGACUUUUGUGUUGCAUAUCCAAAAUCUCGAGGAGUGAGUGGUUACAUAGAGACUAUACAGUUGUAUAAGUUAAUAUGAGGUUUGCGGCGGAGCUGCAGUGAUGGGUUCUUCUCUUCAGCAACCUAUUUGGGUUAGGGGAUCAGCUUUCCCUUUAAAGGGUCAAAUGAAACUAAAUGAGGUCAAAUUACAGUCUCUUAGGCCUUGCAAAGCCUCUCAAAUUGAUGGGAGUUUGGUCACAGGAAGGCCUCCUUCUUCAGUUUCUGUUCCUAUCCCAGAAAUGGCAGGUGUUGGGAUCAACUUUGUAGACUAUGGAUUGGGUGAAGCCGAUCCUGAAGUUUGUGGUAUUAUUGACAAAGAGAAGGAACGUCAAUUUCGAAGCUUAGAGCUUAUUGCCUCUGAGAAUUUCACAUAUCGAGCAGUGAUGGAGGCAGUGGGUUCUUGCCUUACAAACAAAUACUCCGAAGGACUACCAGGCAAAAGAUAUUAUGGUGGAAAUGAGUACAUUGAUGAGUUAGAACUUCUCUGUCAAGAGAGGGCUUUGGCAGCCUUUAACUUAGAUGGAAAACAGUGGGGCGUCAAUGUUCAACCCCUAUCUGGUUCUCCAGCAAAUUUUGAAGUUUACACAGCAGUUCUCAGUCCACAUGACCGGAUUAUGGGAUUGGACUUACCUCAUGGGGGUCAUUUGUCCCAUGGAUUUAUGACUCCUAAAAGGCGAGUUUCAGGCACAUCUAUUUACUUUGAGUCCAUGCCUUACCGACUUGAUGAAUCUUCAGGCCUUGUUGAUUAUGACAUGCUUGAGAAAACUGCAACCCUUUUUCGGCCAAAACUUAUUAUUGCUGGUGCUAGUGCAUAUCCACGAGAUUUUGAUUAUCCUCGUAUGAGAAAGAUAGCAGAUGCUGUUGGAGCCUUUCUCAUGAUGGAUAUGGCUCACAUUAGUGGCCUUGUUGCAGCCUCCGUAGUUGCUAAUCCAUUUGAAUACUGUGAUAUUGUCACCACCACAACUCACAAGUCUCUAAGAGGUCCUAGUGGAGGAAUGAUCUUCUUCAAGAAAGAUCCCGUCCUAGGUGUUGAUCUGGAAACUGCCAUCAACAAUGCAGUUUUUCCUGGCUUGCAGGGUGGUCCGCAUAAUCACACAAUUGGAGGACUAGCUGUUUGCUUGAAGCAUGCCAAAUCACCUGAUUUCAAGGCUUAUCAGAACAAGGUGGUCUCUAACUGUAGAGCUCUUGCAAGCCGGUUAAUGGAGUUGGGGUACAAGCUGGUCUCUGGAGGAACUGACAAUCAUUUGGUUCUACUGGAUCUCAGGCCCUUAGGUCUUGAUGGUGCUAGAGUGGAGAAAAUACUUGACAUGGCAUCAAUCACGCUCAAUAAGAAUUCAGUAGCCGGUGAUAAAAGUGCACUAGUGCCAGGUGGUAUACGCAUAGGCUCACCUGCAAUGACCACUGGAGGUUUCUCAGAGAAAGAAUUUGUAACCGUUGCAGACCUCAUUAACGAGGGUGUGCAGAUAACUCUCGAGGCCAAGAACUUAGUCUCUAGUUCUAAACUCCAAGAUUUCUUGAAGUUUGUCACUUCUCCGGAGUUCCCUUUGAUCGAUAAGGUGUUAAAUUUGCAAAGCAGAGUUGAAGCUUUGACAACCCAAUAUCCAUUGCCCGGCUUGUGAUGAAACAUUGGUGGAGAUUCAAUUGCUUGUAAUAGCAAACUGGUUCUAUGAAUUGUAUAACAGGCAGAUUUUUGCCAUUUGAUAAUGUAGGAUGAUCGCAUGAACUGUUAUGUAUAAUAGUUUGCCUUCAGAUAAUAAA
This is a messenger RNA of Lycium barbarum (goji berry), 2923 nucleotides long. Its product is annotated as serine hydroxymethyltransferase 3, chloroplastic-like. Lineage: Eukaryota; Viridiplantae; Streptophyta; Magnoliopsida; Solanales; Solanaceae. Gene Ontology annotation, cellular component: cytoplasm. Gene Ontology annotation, biological process: tetrahydrofolate interconversion; L-serine catabolic process; folic acid metabolic process. The transcript has 12 exons. The record is from RefSeq and is a predicted model, not a curated record. The coding region runs from base 1228 to 2784 and encodes 518 amino acids. Gene Ontology annotation, molecular function: glycine hydroxymethyltransferase activity; pyridoxal phosphate binding; serine binding.